Molecule: messenger RNA, 422 nt
Organism: Aureobasidium subglaciale EXF-2481
Lineage: Eukaryota; Fungi; Ascomycota; Dothideomycetes; Dothideales; Saccotheciaceae
Exons: 2
Coding region: 150-383 (77 amino acids)
Source: RefSeq, a predicted model, not a curated record
GUUGGCGAUUGCCGGGAUGUAGAGAGGGAAACGCGUAGAUGCAAUUACAAGAGGUAAUGAGGCUGGUGAAGUUUUGAAUGCAGUGAACGCAGAUGGGGAGGAAGACGCAAAGAACAGCGAGCGAAUAGUGAAAGGCUUGGGAGCGACAAAUGGCGGCGCGAACAGCGAAUGAAAAGGAGAGUUCGCCGUGUUGGAGCUUUGGCAGUGUCUGUGGCUGGGCCUUGACGACCAAGGCGAGGGCCGCAGGGUACAAAGGCGAUCGCUCGACGCAGACAAGCGAAUCGACAGAUCAAGGUGACGGAAAUAGAGAGCGUCGUGCAGGCAAGGGAAGGAAAGAUCUGAGUGGGUACCGACCUGAAGGUGCGACAGCGGGGCGAGUCUGACAAGGAGAGUGAAGCUGCGCGGAGCCGUAUGCUGCUCUG